GUUCGCAUUGGUCAUGCCAUAGACAGAAAGAGAUAAAAGAGAGAGAGAGUGUGUGAGAGAGAGAGAAAAAAGAGGUUAUAAUGUAAUAAUGAAGCUGUGUAUGAUUGAAGCAUACAGCCAUGGCAUUAAAGAUUAUGGUUAGAAUAAGAUAUUUGAGUCGGGCUUUAGGUAGGGUUAUAAGAAGAGUCUUAGGGAAAGAAGUAAGUCGUGAUUCAGAUGAAGCUCCCUAGCGACGAAGGCUCACAGCAUCUGCACGUAGGCAACGGGAAGCUGCACCUGUUGCUGAGGAUGUUUAGCAUGUGGAUCAUGCAGCUGAUGAGGUCCAUGAACAACCUAAAGAAGUAGUUGUUAAUGAUGUAGUUACUGAUGCCGAGGGUUUUCCAGACAGGCCCCACGACACAUCGGUUUUGAUUGGCUAUGUUCAUCAUGUUGUAAUGAUUGUUUGGAAUGAAGAGGAACGUCCUGAGUUGAAGUCAUCCUCCCAUGGAAGGUUGCGAAAUUUGACAGGCCUGCUCUAGAGAUUGAAGGCUUAGUGGCAGCUGUAGGAUUAAGUCCUUUGAUCGCAUUUUCCUUGGACAUUGGAUACCGGGGACUUAUAUCAGGUUUUGUAGAGAGGUGGCAUAAGGAAACUAGUAGUUUCCAUCUUCCUAUAGGAGAGGUGACUAUCACCCUCGAUGAUGUGGCAUUGUUGCUUCAUUUGCCCAUUAUAGGCGCCUUCCAUAGCUUUGAGGCUCUUCAUAUGAACAAAGUCUUGUUGUUGUUAACUGAAUUACUUGAAGUUAGUUCAGAAGAAGCAAGAGCUAAGACGGUACAAUGACAUGGGGCAUAUGUUCAACUAUCGUGGCUGCGAGACAUUUAUCGUAGCAAAUGUGAUGCAACACAGUGGACUAUAACAGCUCGAGCAUAUCUCUUGCAUUUGGUAGGUUGCACACCAUUUGCUAACAAGAGUGUCACACACGUGCAUGUGGUAUUCUUGGAUGUCUUUCGUGACCUCAUCCAGAGUGAAAGCUACGCAUGGGGAGUUGUCGCCCUAGUCCAUAUGUAUGGGAAUUUGAAUGAUCCAUCUAAGAGCAGCGCCAAACAACUUGCAGGGUAUAUCACACUUUUAGAGACCAUUCCUCCACACCCUGCUGCUCCAACAUUAUGCAUAGAAGAUAUUGAUGAUAGAUGGAUUCAAUUUUUUGAAUACCUUGCACCGGUGGGUCAAAUAUGUGUUGCACUUGGACAGUGUGUAACAGACUACAUGGAGUGGUUCUACAUGAUUUCUCAUCCCUUCAUGAGUUCGGCACAGCCUAGGGAUCUUCCUAAACAUCUACCCGUGUUGCAUGAUGACACAUUUAUUGAACCAGAUAUUCCUCAGCACCCGGUGGUGGCAGGAGCUAUGGACGAAGCACUUACAGAUGCACCUUUUCAUGUAGAGCAACCUCGACAUGUAGUGAUAUUCCUCAGCACCCGGUGGUGGCAAGAGCUAUGGACGAAGCACUUACAGAUGCACCUGCUUAUGUAGAGCAACCUCGACAUGCACUGGUAAAAUAUAUUUUUAAUUGUCACUAUUACUCAUUUUAUUUAAACAUGCAUUAACCCUAAACUUUUUUGCUUGUUGUCAAUGUCCUUGGAGGCUUGCCAAGCAAUAGCUGAAAGGUUGGAAAGAUUGCUCAACCUAAGGAUAGUGACUAAAGGUACAUAAGCAUACACUGUCACAGAAGAUUGCCUAAGGAUCGUUAGAGGUGUAACUGCAGAACACAAUGUAUAUGUGCGGUCGCAACGAAGGCGGCGUAUGGAAGAUGCAUGAAGACCUUUAGGAUUUAUUACGUUUUAUAUGAUUUUGUUUGCAAUUUGACAAUGUUUAUUAUUUAAUUUUAU
Molecule: messenger RNA, 1863 nt
Organism: Glycine soja
Lineage: Eukaryota; Viridiplantae; Streptophyta; Magnoliopsida; Fabales; Fabaceae
Exons: 5
Coding region: 1040-1507 (155 amino acids)
Source: RefSeq, a predicted model, not a curated record